This is a messenger RNA of Osmerus eperlanus (European smelt), 1128 nucleotides long. It is a transcript of the gene dpm2, whose product is annotated as dolichyl-phosphate mannosyltransferase subunit 2, regulatory. Lineage: Eukaryota; Metazoa; Chordata; Actinopteri; Osmeriformes; Osmeridae. Gene Ontology annotation, cellular component: endoplasmic reticulum membrane; dolichol-phosphate-mannose synthase complex. The transcript is spliced from 4 exons. The record is from RefSeq and is a predicted model, not a curated record. Gene Ontology annotation, molecular function: enzyme regulator activity. Gene Ontology annotation, biological process: GPI anchor biosynthetic process. Bases 132 to 383 code for a protein of 83 amino acids.
CGUACUUCGUUGUUUUGUAGGCGUGACCGUGACGCAGACGCUGGUCAAAACGGCAUGUAUAAUAGCUAGCUAAUUGAUAUUAGCUUCAUCCAAGACGUUUUCAAAACAGGAACCUAGCUACACCUCACGUCAUGGCCACGGGGACAGACCAGGCCGUGGGCAUGAGCCUGGUUGGCUUCAGCCUCUUCCUGUUCACCUACUACACGAUCUGGGUCAUCAUUCUGCCCUUUGUGGAUGGUGACCAUGUUGUACACAAGUAUUUUCUUCCGCGGGAGUAUUCUGUUAUCCUGCCUGGGAUCGCAGCCCUCCUGCUGCUGCUCUUUAUCGGGACAUUUAUAGGUGUGGUCACUUGGAAAAAUCGCAAACCAAAGAAGGUGGACUAAAAUGCAAGCUGUCAGCAUGAUGAGAUGUGUCUGCUUGCUGUGCUAUUAGUGUCUCUAGAACCUCUUGGUUAUCCUCAUUCCCUCAGGGUUAGCGGUCUGGCCUGUGCCACCAGCUGAACACUCAAGACCCAGACAAUCUAGAUGACGGGAGAAUUGUGACAGGAUUUGUUGAAGAACUGCUCAAUAAUUUUUUAUCACAUUUGUCCUUCAAUAAGAAUGCCUACAGUCUUGUUGUGAUGGUGUGUACUGAAGAAUUCUGUCAUUAACCACUGAUCAAUUAACAAUAAUAAAGAUUACAAAUAAUGAUUACUCUAUUGCUUUUAUUUUGUUUUGAAUGUUCUAAAUAUAAUUAACAAUUUGCUAUAUUAGCUCCUGGUCAUAUUUCCAUGAGCUAGCAAGGUAUAGAUCAAACAUUGUUUAUUAUAUUUAGAACAUUUAAAACAGUAUAAAAGUCAUAUAGAAAACAUUAUUUGUAAUCGUUAUUAUUGUUAAUUGAUCAGUGUUUAAUGACAGACCUCUUCAUUAGUGUUAUCUACUCUAAAAGGUGGUGUGUUUCAUAGACGUCUGUGAGGAUGAACAGGUCCAGAUAUAUGUUCCACUUGUUAGGACAUGUUAUUCUAACCUGAAAUGCUUCUUUAUCAAGAAAGUCCUUUUUUUAAUUGUCAUUAUUAAUGUGUUUACACUACAUGUUAGGAAAGUUCAUACUUCAUUAAAAAAAUCGAAUGUAAACACAACUGCAACAUCA